AUGGCGGAAGUCUGCAAAGGCUGCACAAGCCCAUGCGAUGAAGCAGACCUUCCUACUGACAUCGAGGAUCUCAAGUGCAAGGUCAAAGAAUUACAGGAGCAAAAUUCGAAUCUAAAACAAAAGCUCUCCACGUUGGAACGGCCACUGGAAAGGGUUCAGAGCACUCAACACAAGAAGCCGGAGCACAGGAAACUGAGAUCUGAAGAUUGGUUCUCUAACGACUCGAAUCCAGAAUUGAAUGUACUCUACUUGGAUCGGUAUUUGAACUAUGGAUUGACUAGGGAAGAAAUAUCCUCGAGAAAGCCUAUUAUUGGCAUCGCACAGUCCGGAUCAGAUCUCUCCCCAUGCAACCGCUAUCACCAACAAACGGCGAAAAGAGUGCGAGAUGGCAUUAUAGCGUCCGGUGGGAUCCCAAUUGAAUUCCCCUGCCACCCGAUCCAGGAGAGCAGCCGCCGACCCACGGCGACUUUGGAUCGGAAUCUAUCCUAUCUCACGCUGGUCGAGAUACUCCACUCCUAUCCACUUGAUGGAGUGGUUCUCCUGACAGGUUGUGAUAAGACGACACCUGCUGCAUUGAUGGCGGCAGCGACAGUGAACAUCCCCUCUAUCGUGUUGAACGUUGGGCCUAUGCUCAAUGGAAGCAUUAGAAACGAGUUGAUUGGUACCGGAACAAUUCUUUGGCGUGCCAGAGAGCUGAAAGCGGAGGGUGCAAUCAAUGAUGAGGAAUUCGCCGAUAUGGUCACUGCCGGAACACCAUCCGCUGGACAUUGCAAUACUAUGGGCACUGCGUCUUCAAUGAACGCCCUCGCCGAAGCACUCGGGAUGGCCUUGCCAGGAUCCGCUGCGAUCCCUGCCGCUUAUCGAGAACGACUGCAAUGCGCCUACCGAACUGGCAAGCGGAUUGUCACUAUGGUCUACGAGGAUCUUAAACCUAGCGACAUCAUGACUCGCGAAGCAUUUGAAAACGCCAUCGUCGUCAACACGGCUAUCGGCGGAAGCUCGAAUUGCCCUAUCCACUUGGUUGCCAUCGCUCGGCACGUUGGGGUUCAGCUCGAUAUGGAUGACUGGGAUCGUAUUGGAUAUUCAAUUCCCUUACUAGCCAACGUACAGCCCGCCGGUGAGAUGCUAUGUGAAGACUAUUAUAGAGCAGGCGGUCUCCCUGCAGUUAUGGCCGAAUUACUCGAGGCAAAGAAACUACACGCGGACGCAUUGACCUGUACUGGACGGAGUAUAGGCGAGAGCGUACGAGGUCAAUUCUCUUGGAAUCGUGAGGUUAUACGGCCUUACGACCAACCACUGAAGCAAAAUGCAGGAUUUAUGCAUCUAAAGGGCACUCUUUUCGACUCAGGAAUAAUGAAAACCUCCGUCAUAUCGGACGAGUUUCGCAAGGCAUUCCUCGAAGACCCAAAACAUCCUAAUACCUGGGAGUCUAAGGUCAGAGUAUUCGACGGCCCGGAGGACUACAACGCAAAUCUGGAUGACGAGGGCGGACUAGAUCCCCAGGAGAGGCCAGCACUGGUCAUGCGUGGUACCGGCGCGAUCGGGUACCCUGGCGCAGCCGAGGUUGUCAACAUGCACGCCCCGGUAAGGCUACUCAAGGCAGGAAUUCGCGCGGUGCCGUGUAUUGGAGACGGCCGACAGUCUGGAACGUCAGGUUCACCUUCAAUCCUGCACGCAUCGCCUGAGGCAGCGGCUGGCGGGAACCUUGCAUUACUCUGCAACGGAGAUACGUUACGGUUUGACCUCAAUGCUCGCCGGGUUGAUCUACUCCUCUCUGAGGAGGAAAUGGAGAGUAGGAGGGCAAAAAUGGCUGAGAAGGUAGCGCAACUGACGGUGGAAAGCCAGACGCCCUGGCAGGAAAUCUUUCGCAACGAAACGAGUCAGUUGAGCGACGGUAUGGUGCUAAAUUGUGCUGUUAAAUAUCAGAAGGUUGCGCAGCGGUGGCCUGCUCCUCGACACAACCACUAG
Molecule: messenger RNA, 1968 nt
Organism: Fonsecaea multimorphosa CBS 102226
Lineage: Eukaryota; Fungi; Ascomycota; Eurotiomycetes; Chaetothyriales; Herpotrichiellaceae
Exons: 3
Coding region: 1-1968 (655 amino acids)
Molecular function (GO): hydro-lyase activity
Source: RefSeq, a predicted model, not a curated record